CCCCCACCACCCUUCCAUUCCCUUCCGGUUCUUUGUAGCAGAAACUGCCACACUUACUGGAACAGCGCUGAUCAAUUUCAGUGUUUUGAGAUUGAUUAACUCGACCAGUAAGAUCUAAAAAUGAGUACUUUCACCAAGGACCCAGAAAAGCCUCAGGCUGAGCCUGCACAUGUCCAUAGGAUCCGUAUCACUCUCACCUCCAAGAACAUGAAGAGCUUGGAGAAAGUGUGUGCUGAUCUGAUCAGUGGAGCUAAGAGGGAGAAACUGCGUGUGAAGGGACCAGUGCGUAUGCCGACCAAGAUCCUGCGUAUCACCACACGUAAGACUCCCUGCGGUGAAGGUUCCAAGACCUGGGACAGAUUCCAGAUGAGGGUACACAAGCGGGUCAUCGACCUUCAGAGUCCCUCGGAGAUCGUCAAGCAAAUCACUUCCAUCAGCAUCGAGCCCGGUGUAGAGGUGGAGGUUACCAUUGCUGACUCGUAAACCACUCGUUUGUACAAUUGACUGAAUAAACUCUGGUUUUAUACAUUGA
Messenger RNA from Macrosteles quadrilineatus (aster leafhopper), 532 nucleotides. It is a transcript of the gene RpS20, whose product is annotated as 40S ribosomal protein S20. Bases 121 to 483 code for a protein of 120 amino acids. Gene Ontology annotation, biological process: translation. Gene Ontology annotation, cellular component: ribosome; cytosolic small ribosomal subunit. The record is from RefSeq and is a predicted model, not a curated record. Lineage: Eukaryota; Metazoa; Arthropoda; Insecta; Hemiptera; Cicadellidae. The transcript has 3 exons. Gene Ontology annotation, molecular function: structural constituent of ribosome.